Ilyonectria robusta is the source of this 1530-nucleotide messenger RNA. RefSeq names its product cytochrome P450. The transcript has 4 exons. Lineage: Eukaryota; Fungi; Ascomycota; Sordariomycetes; Hypocreales; Nectriaceae. The coding region runs from base 1 to 1530 and encodes 509 amino acids. The record is from RefSeq and is a predicted model, not a curated record. Gene Ontology annotation, molecular function: heme binding; monooxygenase activity; iron ion binding.
AUGGCUCUCAUAAACGUCCUCAUCUCUCCCUGGGCGCCAGCCGCCGUGCUGGCUGCUGUGGCCGCCUACUACCUGUUCCCCUACUUGGUCACCUUUGGCGCCCUUCGAGGCAUCCCGGCACCCUUUGGCGCACAGUUCAGCAACUUUUGGUUGCUUUCCGCCUGCAGACGAGGAAAACGAUACGAGUUGGUCGACCAGGUUCACAAGAAGUUGGGGCCUGUGGUGCGCAUCGCGCCCAACCAUGUUAGCAUUGCCGACGCGUCGGCCAUCAACGCCAUCUAUGGCCAUGGCAAUGGCUUCCUCAAAUCCGACUACUACGACCCCUUCGUCUCGAUCCAUCGCGGAGUCUUCAACACCAGAAACAGGGCUGAGCAUACUCGCAAACGCAAGAUUGUGUCGCACACAUUUGCCCCCAAGUCGGUCCUCGAAUUCGAGCCCUAUAUCCGCCAGAACCUCGAACUGUGGGCGAAGCAGUGGGAUUCAAUCGUGCAGAAAUCUCCCAACCGGGACGGCACUGCUGAUCUGGACUGCCUCAACUGGUUCAACUUUGUGGCCUUUGACAUCAUCGCCGAUUUGGCCUUUGGAAAGCCCUUUGGAAUGAUUGCUGCCGGAGCCGACAUCGCCGAGGUCAAGGCAAGCCCAACGAGCCCUGCCAUUUAUGCCCCCGCCUGUGAGAUUAUGAACCGUCGCGGCGAAGUUUCCGCCACACUCGGAUGUGCCCCUUGGUUGAAGCCGUAUGCGAAGUGGCUUCCGGAUCCCUUCUUCAGCCAAGGAUUGCAAGCCGUCGAAAACCUGGCUGGAAUUGCCAUCGCCCGAGUCAGCGAGCGACUGGAGCGGGCAACGGAUGUUAACCGCAAAGAUCUCCUGGCUCGUUUGAUGGACGGGCGAGAUGAGAAGGGAGAGCCUCUCGGUCGAUCUGAGCUGACUGCAGAAGCUCUGACUCAGUUGAUUGCUGGCAGCGACACUACCUCCAACUCUUCAUGCGCUCUCCUGUACAACGUUGUCCGAACCCCUGGAGUGCUUCAGAAACUACAGGCAGAGAUUGAUGCUGCUGCGCCUGGCGAUGAUGCCGUUCCCGCUUACGAGGAGGUCAAGCAUCUCCCGUAUCUCGGCCAUUGCAUCAACGAGACCCUACGAUACCACUCUCCUUCAGGAAUUGGCCUGCCUCGCGAAAUCCCACCCAACUCUCGAGGCAUCACUCUCCACGGACGACAUUUCAGCGCUGGAACGGUUCUGAGCGUCCCUACAUACACCAUUCAUCACUCGAAGGAAAUCUGGGGCCCUGAUGCCGACGAUUUCAGGCCCGAGAGAUGGGAAGAUUUGACCCCCGACCAGAAGACUGCCUUUAUUCCCUUCAGCCACGGUCCUCGAUCUUGCGUGGGGAGGAAUCUUGCGGAGAUGCAAAUGAGAUUGAUUGCUGCGGUGUGGGUUAAGCGCUAUGGCGUCGUUUUGCGACAGGAAGUCAUGGAGACCCGUGAGGGAUUCUUGCGGAAACCCAUGGGCCUCGAGGUUGGGAUCUCACGACGCUGA